Molecule: messenger RNA, 4499 nt
Organism: Vicia villosa (hairy vetch)
Lineage: Eukaryota; Viridiplantae; Streptophyta; Magnoliopsida; Fabales; Fabaceae
Product: disease resistance protein At4g27190-like
Exons: 5
Coding region: 304-4335 (1343 amino acids)
Molecular function (GO): ADP binding
Source: RefSeq, a predicted model, not a curated record
CUCAAUCUUAAUAUUAAAAGUUCUUUCAAAUAUUAAAAGCAUGGAUGUUUAGAAUAUGUGGAAUUUUCACUAAUCAAAUAUUAAAUGUUUUCUGCAGAACUUCAAUUGUAUUGAACAUUAAUUUGUUCUCUCUACAGACUGGACAAAAGAUUUGAGCACAGUGGUUGUUUGUAAAUCUGUUGAAAAACAAGAAUUUCAAUUGUAUUGAACAUUAAUUUGUUCUCUCUACAGACUGGACAAAAGAAGAAGACUUUUCACAAUAUUUGAGCAAAGUGGUUGUUUGUAAAUCUGUUGAAAAACAAGAUGGAAAGUUCCUUAACUGAUUUGGGGAAGUCAUUUGUGGAGAAAAUGAUAAAUGGAGCAAUAGCAGAAUUACGCCAUGUAUUUUGCUUCACAUGCAUUGUUAAGGAAUUCGAAGAAGAAAAAAUUUCACUAAAAGAAGAAAUGAAAACAUUGGAGCAACGUGCUAAAGUGGCAGCAGGAAGAGAUAAAGAUAUUCUUGCUAAUGUUCAUUAUUGGAAAGAGGAAGUUGAUAAGCUCAUUCAAGAGGACAUCAAAAUAAAACAAACAUGUUUUUUGGGCUUAUGUCCUGAUUGCAUGUGGCGAUAUAAAAGAGGGAAGGAGUUGGCAAAUAACAUAGAGGAGAUUAAACAUUUGAUAAAAAAGGGAGAAAAAUUUGAAAAUAUUGAACGUUUUCAAUCUAAAGAUUACAUUUCUUUUAAAAGUAGAGAGUGCAAAUAUAGAGAGCUUAUGGAUGCACUACUAGAUGAAAACAACUAUAUGAUUGGAUUGCAAGGUAUAGGGGGCAUCGGAAAAACUACAUUGGCCAAAAAAGUGGGUAAAGAAUUAAAGAUAUCUAAACAAUUCACUCGUGUAAUCAUUACAACAGUGUCAUUUACUCCUGAUACAAAAAAAAUUCAAGAUGAUAUUGUUGGUCCUUUUGGACUAGAAUUGGAGAACUAUAACGACUCAAACAGGCCCGAAGAAGUAUGGAGGAUAUUAACAAGUGGUGAGAAAAUUCUUAUUAUAAUGGAUGAUGUGUGGGAUCAAGACCCGCCUCUUGAUUUUGAUCUAAUAGGAAUUCCAAAAAAAGACAGUCACUAUGGUUGCAGAGUUCUUAUAACCACACGGAGUAAACAAGUAUUACAAAAAAUGAAUUGUGAUAAGAAGAUUGAAUUGGAGUUAUUAUCGGAAGAAGAAGCAUGGGAUAUGUUCAAAGCGUACGCCGGUAUAAGCAAUAGUUUUUCAAAAAAAUUGAUUACUAAGGGACGUGAAAUUGCUAAGGAAUGCAAACAAUUACCGAUUGCAAUAGUAGUUAUCGCCGGAAAUUUAAAGGGCCAACAAGAUCGUAAGCACCAGUGGGAUGCUACGCUAAAAUCAUUGAAGAAAACUGUAUCCAUGGAUGAUGUCGAUAAAGAAAAGGUUGAAAUUUAUAAAUGUUUGAAGUCUAGCUAUGAUGGUAUGAAGGAUGAAAAAGUCAAGGGAUUGUUUCUCCUAUCUUCUCUAUUUCCAGAAGAUAAAGAAAUUUCUAUUGAAAUUCUAACUAGACUAGGCAUAGGAACAGGCCUUUUUGGGAAGAAUUACGGUAGGUACAAUGAUGCUCGAAACAAAGUAGGUGUAGCUAUAUAUAAACUCAUAGAUUUGUGUUUGAUGGUGGGGGUCGGUGAAGAACAUGUAAAAAUGCAUGAUUUGGUUCGUGAAGCAGCUCAAUGGACAGCAUACAAAGAGAUUCGAUGUGUGAAAUUAUCGAGCAAAGAUGAAAAAUCAUCGGUUGAAAAGGAAAAAAAUAUGAAAUAUUUAUUUUGUGAAGGGAAGUACAUGGAUUUGUUUUCUUGGAAGUAUGAUGGUUCCAAACUUGAGACUCUAAUUCUCGACGUGAAAAGGGAUGAAGACCGUAAACGUAUGGAAGCCCGGAGUUCUUUCUUUAAAAAUAUUGACCAACUUCAAGUUUUGUACUUUUCAAGUCAUAACAAACGACCCCUAUCAUUACCAGAUUCAAUUCACUCAUUGGCAAAUAUUCGAUCUAUACUGGUUGAUGGAGUUGAUUUAGGUGACAUCUCUGUUUUGGGAAAUCUACAAAGUCUUGAGACUCUUGAUUUGGUUAAUUGCGGAAUCAAUGAAUUGCCACACGAAAUUUCAAAGUUGGGGAAAUUUAAAGUGUUAAACUUGAAAGACUGUGAAAUUAGAAAGAAUAAUCCAUUUGAGGUUAUUAAAGUAUGUCUGACACUUGAAGAGUUGUACUUCAUAGAUAGUUUUAAUAGGUCUUGUGACGAAAUAAACUUACCCCAAUUGCAAAGGUAUCGUGUAGGUAAUAAGUGGGACUGGAGUCGGAUUAGUUAUUCACUAUCAAAAUGUGUGGCUUUUACUGACAAAUUCAGUUUUCCUUCAAAAGCAACAUACAAGUAUUGCAUGCAAACAUCAGAGAGUCUUCAACUAAAUGGAAUUUCAAUUAUGGAGGGAUGGAUAAAUCUCAUGCCUGAGAUUGUUGAUAUACAUCAUGGUAUGAAUGAUCUUGUUGAGCUUUGUCUGACAGAAUUUUCACAAUUACAGUGUCUCACUGACACAAUUGGUUUUCAAGUUCCACCAGUAUUGUCCAACUUGUUUGUCUUAAAACUGGAAAAAAUGAACAAUUUGGAAAUACUAUUCAAAGGUUCCCUUUCUUUUGAAUCUUUGAAGUGUUUGGAGGAGCUAUCAAUAACAAACUGUAAAAUGCUUCAAAGAUUGUCUGAUUCUCUGCUAAACCUCUACAAUCUAAAGACUAUUGUACUUCGGAAAUGUCCAAUGUUGGUUAACCUCUCUUCAUUGUUAACUUCUCGGAACCUGACGGUGUUAGAGAGAUUGGAAAUAUUUGAUUGUGGGAACUUGAAAAACAUAAUAAUAGAUGAAAGAGGAGAAAAGGAAUUGAGAGAAACAUAUAACAAGAAAUAUGUCUCAAUGUUUCCAAAACUAAAACAUCUUGAAAUUUUAAACUGUCAGCUAUUAGAAUCAGUACUUCCUUUGCUCUUCUCUCAAGACCUUCCAGUUCUAGAAGAUUUAAGAAUAGAAAACUGUGAUGAGCUCAAAUACAUAUUUAGAAAAUGUCAACAUGUUGAAUUGGGUUUGUUAAAACAUAUACAGCUUUGGCAAUUCCCAAAAUUGAAAACACUUAGAGUUCAAAACUGCGAGCAAUUGGAAUAUAUAUUUGAGCACUACAUUGAUGACCAUCAAAACCACAAUGGAAUUCACCUUAAUCUUCCAGCAUUACAACAUGACCAUCAAAACCACAAUGAAAUUCACCUUGAUCUUCCAGCAUUACGAUAUCUGGAGCUUCGCUAUCUAAAAAAAUUAGUCUCCAUAUGUCCGAAACACUAUUAUACAACAAUUCCUCAAUUGAAAAUACUUGAUCUCGAAGAAUGCUCUUUGGAUAAUUCAAUCAUGAAGCUCCUUUAUACAUGGCAACGGGCACAGUAUCUUCCACUACAAUCAAAUAUCAUGUGCAAUGUUACGAGUAUUACGCUAUAUGGUAUUUCUAAGAUAAAAUCUAUGUUUCUGCUUUUUAAUACUUCAAGAAUGCUGGUGGAAUAUUUGGCAAUUGUGAAUUGUGAUGAAUUGAAGCACAUAAUAGUAGACAUUGGAGAUGAUGAUGAUGAUAAUGUUAGCAAUAAUUUGGUCAAUGUCUUUCCAAAACUACAAUACUUUCGCGUUGUAAAUUGCGGGGAAUUGAAACACAUAUUUGGACACUACUCUGAUGGCCAUCAAAACAAGAAUGAGAUUCACCUUCAAUUUCCAGCAUUAGAGUAUCUCCAACUUUACAAUCUGCGAAGUUUUGUUGCCAUGUGUCCAACACAAUAUCAUACAACAUUUCCACCUUCGAUAGAUUUCGAGGGUUCCUCUUUAGAUGAUGCAUUCUUGAAGUGUUUGAAAGAAACAAAUGACCAAAGUAUUCAAUACCUUAAAAAUUGGCGCGCGAGUCAUGUAGGUGAUAACAAUUAUAAUAGUUCAUACAAAGAUUUACAUGAAGUGGAGCAGACUGCAUGUAAUGGAAAGAGACAAGUUCAAGUACAAUCGAAGAAAGAGUCAACAUCACAUAAGAUGGAAGAGGCACUUUUAGCAUGGACUAAAGCAUCUUUGGCAAAAGUUGAGAGAUACAGGGAUAUGAGUCUGGAGAGUACUUCACGUGUAACAUCAGAGUGCUCUCUUACUAAGUGUGUGACAGUUCUGGAUGAGAUGAGAGACAUUCCGCAAGAUGCAUAUGCAAAAGCUUUGGAAAAAUUGAUGAAUCCUGAUUGGAGAGAAGUUUUCAUCGCCAUGUCAAUUGAGAGGAAACGUGGAUGGGUACUUGGACUUAAAGGAUAAAAUCAUACUUGAAUUUGUGUUGAAAACGAUGAUACAUAUUUAUCUUAGUACUUUGUUUAUGGUUUUUAUGAUUAUGUACUUUGUUCUAUUUGCUGACAAUUGUUUUUAUUUUUAUGCAUUGUUUUAAAUUUUAUAGUUAUGUUAUAAAACCCUUUUUAUGAAGA